UGGUUCAGGACGCAAACAUCCUGGCGGUGUGUGUUCGCCACUUCAGGUCUGUGGUGUUUACCAUUGAUUUGCACACCUUUCUUGGGUUUAGGUACCACGAUGGCAUUCCCUGCGUCUGACGGUGGCCUGAAACCGCUUCAAAAUGCCAUGAAACUGGCGAACAUCGCUAUCCAGCUGGAGGCGGGGAACAGACACAAGGAGGCUUACUGCGAAUAUUUGAGGAGCAUUAAUUUUAUCGCGCACACAUUGCUGGAGGAUGCCGUGUCCAAACCGGAAGGAGAAAUGAUGAACGUGGAAGUGCAGAGGAUGCUGAGACUGGCUGAGCAGUGUCUGGAGAGAGUCAAGUCUUUUAUAGCAAAGAGGGGCGAAGUCCCCGCCCCUGCUCUGACCCCGCCCCCCGCUGCUCCGCCCAUCCCCGAUGCCCCGCCCACACCCGCUGCCCCGCCCAUGGCCGCUGCCCCGCCCUCCUCAGGCACAGUGCAAAAUGAGGUGGUUCCCGUGGACUCUGAACUGACCCCCAGACAGCCCCCCCGGCCAACCCACCGGAGGGUUCUCUCUGAGGGCGGAGGGGAGCCCUCCCCCUUUCUGCCCCCAGAGAUCUUCCAGAAACUGCAGGAAGUGGAGUCACGGGACACCAAGAAAGAGCUGACUCCCAUUGAAGAAGCCUCUCGCCUGAAUCAGAAAUUGAAGGCAAAUUAUGAAGCUCGUCUGGCUCGGCUGCAUCCAGGCCAGGCCACACAGAAGACCUCACUGACUCUCUCCCUGCAGAGGCAGAUGAUGGAGAAUCUUAUAAUUGCCAAAGCCAGGCAGGAUGCCCUCCAUAGGAAGAUGGAGGAGAGGAGGCUACGGCUGCAGGAGGAGGCCAACAGGAGGUUUGCUGGCUCAGGUAUGCUCUCGCCAGAGGAGCAGGAACAGAAGCUUCUGUACGCCAACGUCCUCGAGUAUGAACAGGACCAUGACUGGCCCAAACUCUGGAAAGCAAAUCUGAAGAAGAGCCCCAAUGACAGUGCAUUGAUCUCAGGCCUAAUCUCCUAUCUACUGAGCUGCUCGGAGCACCCGGUGAUGAAGCUGCUGAAGAGGCUGCAGUACAGGGUGUAUAACCGGCUCUACCCCAUCGUGAGCGAGGGCUCGGCGCCCAGCCCGCCCCUGCCCAUGAAGGGCUCCCGCAGCGUGCAGAACCUGCGCUCCGACCAGCUCCCGGCCCGGCCCAGCCUGGCCCACAGCGUCUCCGACCUCUCCCUCCCCGCCUCCCCUCCCCGAGACCUCAACGCCAACGAGGAGGAGUCGGCCCGCGUGGAGGCGCCGCCCCCCGUCCCCGACCGGGAGAACUCCUUCGAGGACCUGGAGCAGUACCUGACCCAGCUGGACUGGAGCUCCGCCCCGGACUCGGCCCCCGACCUGCCGGGCCCGCCGGUGGAGACGUACAUCGGCCAUCUGGAGGAGUGCGCUCUGAAGGACCACCUGAGGGCCGUCAUCAAAGACAUCCACAACGCCAUCGAUCGACUGUUGUCUCUGUGUUUGCUGUCCUUUGAGUGUUUGAACACGGCGGCUAGUAAGGACCAGUGUGUGGCCUGCUUGGAGGAAGCCUUCUUCUGCCCUAUUUGGCGCCCCCUGCUGGCACUGUUUAGAAAGGUGUAUAGAGAGAGGGAGCUGUCCUUUCGGGCCAGCAUGAGGCUGUGCAGGAACGCCACUCCUGGCGACAUCGGUGUCGCGUCCAAACUGUUCCCCGAGGACCUGGCCCUGCUACACGGUUCCUACCCCUAUGAGUCGGCAGUGCAGGAACUGCGGCACCUGUGCCAGGAGUCAUGUCCCCAGCGCAAACUGGAAUGCAUCGUGCGGACGUUGAGGCUCAUCUGUGUGUGUGCAGAAGAUUACCGGAGUCUGCAGGAGCCAGAUGCCCCGGCCAGCACAGCAGCAAUAGGGGCUGAUGACCUGCUGCCCAUCCUGUCCUUUGUGGCUCUGCGUACAGAGCUUCCUCAGCUGGUGUCUGAAUGCGCUGCCCUGGAGGAGUUCAUACAUGAGGGGUAUCUCAUAGGAGAGGAGGGAUACUGUCUCACCUCCAUGCAGAGUGCUUUGUCCUACGUGGAGUCUCUACACACAGGGGGGGCACCACUGUACAACCCGAGAUUCACCUGAGCCCAGGUGAGCUCGUUGCCUCAGGUGCCGGCUCCAGGUGCAGCGUAGUGCGGGAAGGGAAGGUUCCAGGUGGGAGGGGUCAGUUCCAGUCAGCUGACCUGCGCUGCUUCUCCCUCACACUAAAACCCACAGGCUCAGAACUUCGGCCCCGCCCUUUGUCUCGCAGCCAAUCCCUGUGGUGCUGGCUGAACCGACAGCUGUCCGUCACACUGGACCGGCCCCCUGCUCUCUGUGGCAGGACCCUUACAGCUGGUGUUGCCACGGGAGACAAUGGGGAGGGGAUUACAGUCUGCUUAAUGAACAGUAAUGAACUUUUGUCUCCGACAUUAUGAACUUAGUUUACGUCUCCAAUAUAAUUCAGUUAUUAUGAAAGUCUUAUGGGAGGAACUAAUAUCCUUUCGGCUAUAAGGAGGGUACACGGCCAGUUUAUAGACCCAUACUACAGCACUCAACACUCAUUUUUCCAAUUUAUUGCAACUACAUAUCCACGGAGUUAUUUUCCCCCUCAUUUUAAGUGCCUUUGCAUCUGUACAAUUUUUUUUGGUCUUAAUAUACGGAACGGGGGCCUGAAUAUUAUAUAGUGAUAUUUGUAUUGAUUUUAAAAAUCCUACAUUUGUCUUAUAUUUUAGCAUUCCGUUUGAAUUGUGUGACUACAUAUGUCGGUGGAUUGUAUUAACAUGCAUAUGCAUUAGAAUUUUGCCUGACUGUACUGUAAAGAACAAAUGUGAAUUGAAUAUUUAUAUAUUACCACUGGAAUGUGUAUAGAGCUGUGUGUGUGUGCACGUGUGUUUGUGAAGUUUUCAUUAACACCAAUUCAACUGCCCGAUUGAUUCAAUUGCAUUCAUGUCAUUGAUGGACAAGAAGUGUCUUUCCAAACACCUGCACUAAAAUUGACCGAUUUAAUCUUUCACGAAAGUAUUCUCGAUAUGCAAAGAUGGAUGCGCACAAUGGUUUUGUUUCCAUUGCAUGCCUUUUGAUGCCCUCAAUUCUAUAGGGUGUCACAGAAGCAUUCUGCAAAUUGAGUUGUUCCACAUAGAAUGGGGGAAAUUCCCCCUCUAAAACAAAUGGGAAGACACUCUGAGUGAGUCUUGUUGAGGCUUGCUAGUGAAUUAGGUGAUCUGCUACACAGCUGUCAGUCUGUUAGUUUAGGAGUAGCACCAAAUGCGCUUAGCAAAGUUAGUAGAGAUCGACGAAUGUGCUGCUUUUGACAUUUUGGUGAUGGGAAUUGUGUGUGUGUGUGCGUGUGCGUGCGUGUGCGUGCGCACAUGCAAGCUGUGUACGUUGCUGUGAACAAUGUUAAACCUGGCAGAUGUGAUUUUUUAAAAAUGGGUUUCUUUUACUGAUGGUUAGCUGAGAGGGUUCAACUGCUGUGCUCCUGUAGUGUUUUAUUCCUCAUUUUAAAUGCGUUUGCCAUUUAAACUCUUUUUAACUGGUCUCAAAAAAACAGGAGUCCAGGAGGAAAUGUUGAGAGGGAAAAAAAAAAAAGAAAAAAAGAAAGUGUUUAGGGAAGUGUGAUCGAGCUGUUUUCCUUGAACUUUCAUUCCGCUGGUGUGGGGAGGAGAUGAGGGCUCUUACUUUAAACUGCAGUUAAGCUGCAGGGGACAAUCUGCUGGGUCACUCGGAGAAGCUUGUGCGUGCAUGCGUGCGAGAGAUGUGUAGAAUGCUCCUCUGUACUGUGGAAAGCAGUGUGUGUGACCUGUCCCUCCCCCUCUGUGGUGACGGGUGUUCAGUAUGGGAGUUUUAUAAUAAUAAAGUAAUUGGAAACAUGUCUACCAA
This is a messenger RNA of Conger conger (European conger), 3912 nucleotides long. It is a transcript of the gene vps9d1, whose product is annotated as VPS9 domain containing 1. Gene Ontology annotation, cellular component: endocytic vesicle; cytosol. The record is from RefSeq and is a predicted model, not a curated record. Bases 100 to 2136 code for a protein of 678 amino acids. Gene Ontology annotation, biological process: vesicle-mediated transport. Gene Ontology annotation, molecular function: guanyl-nucleotide exchange factor activity; small GTPase binding. NCBI's taxonomy places the organism in Eukaryota, Metazoa, Chordata, Actinopteri, Anguilliformes, Congridae. The transcript is spliced from 16 exons.